Pelobates fuscus (common spadefoot toad) is the source of this 8360-nucleotide messenger RNA. It is a transcript of the gene CDC42BPB, whose product is annotated as CDC42 binding protein kinase beta. Gene Ontology annotation, molecular function: protein serine/threonine kinase activity; ATP binding. The transcript has 39 exons. Gene Ontology annotation, biological process: actomyosin structure organization; peptidyl-threonine phosphorylation. Gene Ontology annotation, cellular component: cytoplasm; cytoskeleton. NCBI's taxonomy places the organism in Eukaryota, Metazoa, Chordata, Amphibia, Anura, Pelobatidae. The record is from RefSeq and is a predicted model, not a curated record. Bases 370 to 5727 code for a protein of 1785 amino acids.
AGGGACCUGGUAUUCACCUAUAGGCAUAGGCUGUGAGUGGGGGCUACAGGGACCUGGUACUCCCCUAGAGGCAGAGGCUGUAAGUGGGGGCCACACAGGGACCUGGUACUCCCCUAGAGGCAGAGGCUGUAAGUGGGGGCCACACAGGGAUCUGGUACUUCAAUAUAGGCAGAGGUUGUGCGUGGGGGCCACACAGGAACCUGGUACUCGCCUAUAGGCAGAGGCUGUAAGUGGGGGUCACACAGGGACCUGUUUCCUACCCUAUAGGCAGAGGCUGUAAGUGGGGGGCCACACAGGGACCUGGUACUCUCCUAUAGGCAGAGGCUGUGAGUAGGGGGCCACACAGGGUCCUGGUAUUCAUACACGGAGAUGUCGGCCAAGGUACGACUGAAGAAGCUGGAGCAGCUGCUCCUGGAUGGACCCCAGAGGAAUGAAGGGGCCCUAAGUGUGGAGACCUUGCUGGAUGUGCUCAUCUGCCUGUACACGGAGUGCAGCACCUCCACGCUGCGCAGGGAUAAAUAUGUCAGCGAGUUCCUGGAGUGGGCAAAACCGUUUACAAAUCUGCUAAAAGGAAUGCAGCUUCAUAGGGAAGACUUUGAAAUCAUAAAAGUUAUCGGAAGGGGGGCGUUUGGAGAGGUUGCAGUGGUUCGAAUGAAAAGUACAGAACGUAUUUAUGCAAUGAAAAUCCUGAACAAAUGGGAAAUGCUAAAAAGAGCAGAAACAGCUUGUUUUCGAGAGGAGAGAAAUGUGCUGGUAAAUGGUGAUUGUCAGUGGAUUACCGCCUUACACUAUGCUUUCCAAGAUGAAAACUACCUGUACCUGGUCAUGGAUUAUUACGUAGGAGGGGACCUAUUAACGCUUCUCAGUAAAUUUGAAGACCGGCUCCCUGAAGAUAUGUCGAGGUUUUAUCUCGCAGAAAUGGUGCUUGCUAUACAUUCCAUUCAUCAGCUGCAUUAUGUGCACAGAGAUAUAAAGCCAGAUAAUGUUCUCUUGGACAUGAACGGCCACAUCCGCCUCGCUGAUUUCGGAUCAUGUUUAAAGAUGAAUGAUGAUGGAACCGUGCAAUCCUCGGUAGCUGUUGGGACACCUGACUACAUUUCCCCAGAGAUUCUGCAAGCUAUGGAGGACGGAAUGGGGAAGUAUGGACCAGAGUGCGACUGGUGGUCUUUGGGUGUCUGCAUGUAUGAAAUGUUGUACGGGGAAACCCCUUUCUACGCAGAGUCUCUUGUGGAAACGUAUGGAAAGAUCAUGAAUCAUGAAGAACGGUUUCAGUUCCCCUCUCAUAUUGCCGAUGUAUCUGAAUUUGCCAAGGAUCUUAUCCAGAGGCUAAUCUGCAGCAGGGAGCGCAGAUUAGGACAGAAUGGAAUCGAUGACUUUAAAACACACCCUUUUUUCGAAGGAAUCGAUUGGGAAAAUAUCAGGAACCUGGAAGCACCGUACAUUCCCGACGUCAGCAGUCCUUCGGAUACCUCAAACUUUGACGUUGAUGAUGACAUCCUUAGAAACCCUGAAAUGGUCCCACCCAGUACUCACAGUGGAUUUUCAGGAUUCCAUCUACCAUUCGUGGGAUUUACGUACACAACAGACAGUUGUUUUUCUGAUAGAGGCUCCUUGAAGGAAAUCAUUCAUUCUAAUGCUGUGACCAAAGAUGACGAUGUUCAGCGUGGUCUGGAGAACAGCCUGCAGAUUGACGCGUAUGAACGUCGAAUCAGACGUCUUGAACAGGAGAAACUGGAACUAAACCGGAAAUUACAAGAAUCCACACAGGCUGUUCAGUCUCUCCAAGGUUCCUCUCGAACAACCGGGACGUUAAAUCGAGACAAGGAAAUCCGAAAACUGAAUGACGAAAUCGAGCGGUUAAAAAAUAAAUUAUCCGAUUCAAACCGGAUAGAGAGGCAGCUUGAAGAUGCAGUUUCGGUAAGGCAACAACUUGAAGACUCAACAAGCAAAAUGAAAGGACUUGAGAAACAGCAGAGGGCCUUAAAACAAGAGCGGGAUGACCUUUACAAGCAACUGACUGAUGCUCAAGAGAGGUUAAAGUCUCAGACAAAGGAGCUCAAAGAUGCCCACCAACAGAGAAAGCUGGCCCUGCAGGAGUUUUCCGAUCUCAACGAAAAGAUGGCGGAACUGCGCUCCCAGAAGCAAAGGCUAACCCGUCAGCUGAGAGACAAAGAGGAAGAGCUAGAAGUGGUCAUGCAAAAAAUUGAUUCCAUGCGCCAGGAAAUUCGCAGAUCGGAAAAGGCUAGAAAAGAGUUGGAAGCCCAGCUGGAAGAUGCCAGUGCGGAGGCAUCAAAGGAACGCAAACUGCGGGAACAUAGUGAACUUUUCUCAAAACAGUUGGAAAGUGAACUGGAAGCUCUUAAGUUAAAACAGGGAGGUCGCACACCUGUAGUUGCUUUGGAGCACCAACAAGAACUCUCAAAAGUCAAAUCUGAGCUGGAAAAAAAAGUCUUGUACUUUGAGGAAGAACUGUUGAGGCGCGAAACAUCUCAUUCUUUAGAACUUAAAAAUUUAAAGAAGGGGAUCCAUGACUCUGAGAGUCAGCAGCUUGCUUUGCAAAAAGAGAUCCUCAUUUUAAAAGACAAACUCGAGAAAGCAAAGAGAGAGAGGCAAAGUGAGCUGGACGAGGCUGUAGGUACCGUGAAGGAUAAGUAUGAGCGUGAGCGAGGAAUUCUUUUUGAAGAAAAUAAAAAGCUCUCUGUGGAAUCAGAGCGGCUCUCCUCUUUUGUGGAUAAAUUACGUUCACAAAACAGACAAAUGGAGGAUGAACUUCAAGAUCUGACGGCCAAAAAGGAAUCCGUUGCACAUUGGGAAGCCCAAAUUGCUGAAAUUAUUCAGUGGGUAAGUGAUGAAAAAGACGCUCGGGGCUACCUACAAGCUUUAGCAUCAAAAAUGACAGAAGAACUUGAAUCUUUGAGGAGCUCCAGUCUGGGAUCAAGGACCUUGCCUGACCUCUCAUAUCCACAAGGCUUGACCCCUUACAAUUCUGAUAGGCUGGACCCACUCUGGAAGGUGCGACGCAGCCAGAAGCUCGACAUGUCUGCACGACUGGAGCUGCAGUCUGCUCUGGACGCAGAAAUAAGAGCCAAGCAAGUGGUACAAGAAGAGCUGAGGAAAGCAAAGGAAGCAAAUGUUUCAUUUGAAAGCAAACUGAGAGAAGCAGAAUCGAAAAACCAAGAGCUGCAAGAUGAUGUAAGAAGCUUGAAGAAAAAGCUGGAAGAAAAACUAAAAGAUGAUAGCGGAUUGAAACUUCCUGACUUUCAAGAGUCAAUAUUUGAAUAUUUUAACACCUCUCCACUGCCUCAUGACCUUUCGCUGAGAACUAGCACUAUUAUUGAACACGAUAUCCCCUCUUUUAAAUCUGAUGUUUCCCCGUCAUUAUCUGUUCCAUCAGCUUUGGAACAACAUCAAGAGGAGCCGACACCAUCUUUAAAACCUGUCCCUUCUCCCACUUUCACACCAAUCUCCAUCUCGGUCCCAAAGCCUAAAGCCCAUCAGCUUGUAAUAAAGUCCUUCUUGAGCCCGACACAGUGUUCCCACUGCACAUCGCUUAUGGUUGGAUUAGUCCGGCAAGGUUAUGCUUGUGAAGUGUGCCCGUUUGCAUGUCAUGUUUCAUGCAAAGACAGCUCCCCGCAGGUCUGCCCUAUCCCAGCUGAGCAAGCCAAACGGCCGCUUGGAGUUGAUGUACAGAGAGGGAUCGGAACGGCUUACAAGGGCUAUGUGAGGAUCCCGAAGCCAACAGGAGUGAAAAAAGGCUGGCAGAGAGCGUACGCUGUGGUCUGUGACUGUAAGCUAUUUUUGUAUGAUGUUCCAGAGGGAAAGUCUACGCAGCCUGGAGUGAUUGCAAGCCAAGUUGUGGAUCUUAGAGAUGAAGAAUUUUCUGUGAGCUCUGUCCUGGCAUCCGAUGUGAUACACGCCACACGCAAGGACAUUCCAUGCAUAUUUCGGGUGACAGCCUCUUUUCUAGGUUCGCCUAAGACCACAACCUCUUUAUUGAUCCUAACGGAGAAUGAAGUUGAGAAGCGGAAGUGGGUUGGUAUCUUGGAAGGCCUGCAGUCUAUCUUACAAAAGAACAAUCUUAAAAACCAGGUGGUGCAUUGUCCACAGGAAGCAUAUGACAGCACCCUGCCCCUUAUUAAAGCAGCAUCGGCUGCCGCUAUUGUAGAUAAAGAUCGAAUAGCUGUUGGCACAGAAGAGGGACUGUAUGUAAUAGAGGUGACGAGAGAUGUCAUUGUUCGAGCAGCGGACUGUAAGAAGGUCUACCAGAUCGAACUUGUCCCAAAAGAGAAGAUUGUUGUUCUUGUGUGUGGUCGUAACCAUCACGUUCAUCUGUUCCCUUGGACCUUGUUGGAUGGCUCGGAGGGCACCUUUGACAUCAAGCUACCAGAAUCCAAAGGCUGCCAGUUCAUUACCACUGGAUCCAUAAAGAAAUCGCCCACCUCUUGCUUGUUUGUGGCUGUCAAAAGGCAGAUCCUUUGUUAUGAAAUCCACAGAACUAAACCAUUCCAUAAGAAGUUUAAUGAGAUCUUGGCUCCAGGAAAUGUACAGUGGUUGUCUGUAUUUAAAGACAAGCUUUGCGUCGGAUACCAGUCUGGGUUUUCUCUGUUAAACAUUCAUGGAGAUGGACAAGGCAUACAUCUUGUAAACUCGAACGAUCCCUCCCUUAGCUUCCUGUCCCAGCAGUCCUUCGAUGCCCUGUGUGCGGUGGAGAUAAGCAACAAUGAGUACCUGCUUUGCUUUAGCCAAAUGGGAAUAUAUGUGGAUUCUCAAGGUCGAAGGUCACGCUUGCAGGAGCUAAUGUGGCCCACCACUCCAGUUGCAUGCAGUUGUAAUUCCUCUUAUGUAACCGUGUACAGUGAAUAUGGUAUAGACGUGUUUGACGUGUCCACCAUGGAAUGGGUUCAGACAAUUGGAUUACGACGGAUUAAGCCAUUAAAUGUGGAUGGUACUCUGAACUUCUUGAAUUCUGAGCCGCCUCGUCUUCUAUAUUUGAAGAGUUCAUAUUCAGAGGGUGCAAUGCUCACUGUACCAGAGACAUCCGAUAACAGCAAAAAACAGAUGGUUAGGACCAGGAGUAAGAGGAGAUUUGUCUUCAAAGUGCCCGAAGAGGAGCGGUUACUGCAAAGGAGGGAAAUGCUUAGAGAUCCUGAACUCAGAUCUAGAAUGAUUUCUAAUCCCACCAAUUUCAACCACGUUGCCCACAUGGGGCCCGGAGAUGGGAUGCAAGUCCUCAUGGAUCUUCCACUGAGUGAAUUUGCUUCCCUCUCAUCCUCCCGCAACUCCGCUUUGAUAUCACCUCCGGCAAACUUUGAACACGUCUAUCAUAUGAGCUCUGUCUCUGCAGACAUCUUCCUUGAAAAUGGCCAAGACCUCUCUCUAUCCUCCUCUUCCUGUCUUUCUUCCACUGUCUUAGCAAGGAGCAUUGCGCCACCAUCUCAGGAUGAAAUCCCAAAGGAAAGGACACGACCUUCGUCAACCAAUCUUGCUCGGCAACAGCAACAAAGGAGUAAACCCUAUGUAUCUCGGCCCUCUUCAGGUGCUGGUGAAUUGUCCUCCAGGAGCAUUGGAGAUCCCGACCAGGACAUGGAAAGAGAGCCGGAUUCCGAUUCCACAAAACAUUCCACCCCAUCAAACAGUUCGAACCCAAGUGGCCCACCGAGUCCCAACUCCCCACAUAGAAAUCAGCUAACAUUGGAUGGUAUGGACCAGUCCGCAUGCGAUGCAUAGCAUUCCGCACCGUGGGGACUUCAUGAUGCGAGGUCCCACUUCUGACACAGAAGGAGGCAUUUGUUCCAGAAGACCGUGCCAAGAUAAGAAAUCUCUAGUGUUGCACAAAUCAACCCCCCCAUCUUGUAGAUACAUUUAAAAAAGGAAGAAAAAAAAAGGGUUUAAUAUAUGUGAUCAAGCUUUUAUAUGCAAAAGAAUUCACUGUUUCUAAUAUCAUUUGUUUGUUUUACACUCGAGUGACAAAAUAGGAUUUUUCUUUAUUUGUUUUUAAAUUUUACAUCACCCUUCCUGUGAUGCUGCUAGCUCUGUGGGAGAGAAAGAGGCUGCUACCGUUACUGCUAAACAGCAUCCGAUAUACAAAGUCUCAUUAGGAAAAUGACGCAGACUCUUCUAAAGGAAAUUAAUUACAGAAGAAUUUGGGGUCUUGCAUAGGACUCUAGCACUGGCUUUAUGUGCACAACUGUCUUUUUAACCAAGAGACAAUUUAUUCUAACCACGGAGCUAAUGUAUUAAGAGCAAAUCUGGGAUAACUUGCAGGAUGUGCCAAUGGCGUCUAUGGUGAUUGCUACAUACACAAAACACAACCAUCCCAGAAUUGCUAUUUUUACUUGGCUUCCAUAGUAUUAAUUCUCUUUUAUACUAGGGUGAUUAAUCAGCCUGCUUCUCUCCAGUUUCAUGUGAUCCUGUGCAAGUAUACACAGUUGGAAAGGAAAACAAGGCUAUGUUCGCCUUCGCUAUUAUAGAAUGCAUUUUUGCGCAAGAGCUGGUUUGUGCUGCAGCUUUGUGGGUUUUAAAGGUAUAAACGUAAAUCCGGUCCAUUUAAAAAAAAAAAAAAAUAUUAUAGUUGCACAAAGUUUGCGAAAAAAACAAAAGUAUUAACAAAUCAGUAUUUUGACAAAACAGACUUUUUCGUAAUGAUAAAAUGACGUUAAAUUUUUUUGGUGUCUAUCAUAUAAAAACAGCAUCAUGGCUGUUGUUUACCCCAUUAGCUUUUGUCUUUUAAUAAAAUUGUGAAUGUGAUUUAAACAGUUGAUCCUCUAUCCUAAAUGACUGUGCAGCUCUGUUCUUGAGUAUAGCAGGCUAACUACAGUGAAUUUAGCUUGUUUAAAUGUCCCCUGUAGUUGGGUCUUUACAGUUUUCUACCUUUUUUUUUUUUGGAGUGCAAUUCAGUGCCCCCUGUGAACAAGUCGUGACAGGGCUUUGCAUCUGCUCCAAUUAUGUUAAAUUUUAGGAACACAGGGUGUUUAGUUUGAGUACCUGAGGCACAGAGAUUGGCAUUCAGUGUGUUGUGCUAUGACACUCGGCCAGCCAUAAAAUCAAACCUUGUGUCAUAAGCCACUGCACGUGUACUGCUGUUUUAUACCAACCACUGCCAUUGUGGUGUAUUCCUCUGUCAUCCAGACACUUGAAUUGUUUAAAAAGUUGUCCAAACUGACCUGUGGUUUUAGCCUCAAGCUACCCACCAACACUUUCCCACCUCUGAGUCCGCUAUUACCUCUGAACUAAUGUCCGUAGCCUUUUAUUUUCGAUUGUCAUCAAGAAAACACUACAUUUUAUUUUAUAGAAUAUCCAAUAUUUUAGGAAACUUUUGUCACGGUGAAGACACUCUUUAUUUAUCUAGAUGUACUUCAGAAGCAAAAAUGUAAAAGAAAGGGAUUUCUAUCAUCAUUUGAGCCAUCAAAAUGUUUUACCACCAAAGUGGUUUGUUAAUUAUUUCACUUGCGGAAAAAGCUGAAAUUAUUAUCUGGCCACUCUCGCAUCAAAAUGGGUUAAACAUAUGUAUAUGUGCUGCUUUAUAAUAAAAAAAAAAAAAUUACGAAAAAACAAACAAAAAAAACAUUGUUUUUCCACAUCUCUCCGUGGUUGGAAAAGUAACUCUGACAAAUUGUAUGUACGCUUUGCAUGAGAACCACGUGAUUUUACCUGUUCGAUCAUGUAAAAGUAAAAUUCUCAUUACACAUGUAUAUUUUGUUUCUGUCCAUACAACUGUGUGGCUCUGUGUGUAUAUUUAAUCUCACGCUUCCAUGUCUUACAGAUUGAUUUAUUUUUUAUUUGGCUGGCUUAUCCAUUUUGUCACUAGGGUGCCUUUUUGUGCCAAUUACAUGACAUUUGGAUUGUCACUAACUUAAAUUUGGACUUAUUGGGCUAAUGAUGUAUACCAAUGGCUAACUGUUCCUUUCUGAAACACUGUAUAGGACUUGCACUUAUUUUUAGCUAAGACAAGUGAUAUAGUCUUCAUUUUUUUUGUCCCCAUUUUCUGUUGUGUGAGUGUUCUUCAAAUUUAAUGAAAAGGCUUUGUUGGGACGACACACUACUGCCUAUGGGGUUUAUGAUUUAUACUUUUUGUUGUUUUGUUUAAAAGUCGUCUCUGUAAUUAUAAAUUGUAAGAUUUCUUUUUUUAUUUUAUUUUAAACAAAUUUUUAUUAAACAAGUGACCUGUUACUAAGUCAGCAAAGGGCAGUUUUGAAGUUCAUUCUGGUCUGUUUUCACAAAUUAAAUCAUUUUACAUGAAUGCAAAAUUGUCCUUUGGUUGCGGUCAAAUUAUUUCAUAAAUGUGGAUUAGGACUAUACAAACACAUCUCAUUUGUGAAAUACUGUUCUAGAAAAUUAAUAAAAUGAACACUUGCAACAUC